AUGGGUCUUAUCGAGAAACUGCAGGCUCGCCUUGAGCUCUACCGCUUAGAGCAGCGCUACACACGCCGCGAGAAGCGCUCAACCUUCAUCAGCGAAGCACAGUAUGUCGACGGCGAGUAUGUCUACAGCUCGUCGCCCUCUUCCUCGACAAAGUCGGCCGGCACAAGCAAUUCCCGCCGCUUCAGCAAAAUGCCCUCCAUGCCUGCUGUGCGGAUAAAGGAGCUAGCCCGCGCUGGCACCGGCCGCUCGUGA
Messenger RNA from Macroventuria anomochaeta, 252 nucleotides. RefSeq lists its product as uncharacterized. The transcript is spliced from 2 exons. The record is from RefSeq and is a predicted model, not a curated record. NCBI's taxonomy places the organism in Eukaryota, Fungi, Ascomycota, Dothideomycetes, Pleosporales, Didymellaceae. Bases 1 to 252 code for a protein of 83 amino acids.